AUGGCUCAAAUCAGACAGAAAAGUUAUGCCAAUGUUAGGCGUAAGAACCUAGAGUUCAAGACUGGUGAAAAGAUAUUCUUAAAGGUGGCACCCAUGAGAGGUGUUCUGAGGUUUGGAAGGAAAGGAAAGUUGAUUCCGCGAUUUAUUGGGCCUUUCGAGAUCUGUCCCCAUGUGGUAGAUUUUGAACCGUUGCAGUUGAAUGAAAACUUGAGUUAUGAAUGGAAGCCUGUGAGAAUUCUCGCCAGGGAGGUGAAGAUGUUGUACAGCAAGGAGAUAACGCUUGUGAAAGUCUUGUGGCAGAAUAACCAAUUCAGGAGGGCUAUUUGGGAGGGAGAGGAUGAGAUGAGGACCCAGUACUCUGAGCUUUUUCAGGAGUGA
Messenger RNA from Benincasa hispida (wax gourd), 378 nucleotides. RefSeq lists its product as uncharacterized. Lineage: Eukaryota; Viridiplantae; Streptophyta; Magnoliopsida; Cucurbitales; Cucurbitaceae. The record is from RefSeq and is a predicted model, not a curated record.